Messenger RNA from Dendronephthya gigantea, 1104 nucleotides. RefSeq lists its product as uncharacterized. Bases 1 to 1104 code for a protein of 367 amino acids. Lineage: Eukaryota; Metazoa; Cnidaria; Anthozoa; Malacalcyonacea; Nephtheidae. The transcript has a single exon. The record is from RefSeq and is a predicted model, not a curated record.
AUGUUUAAUCAAAUUAGGAUACAUCCCAAAGACCAGAUAUACCACCGAUUCUUGUUUCGACGAAAUGAAGACGAAGAUCCUAAGAUUUUUCAAUGGCUACAGUUAAAUUUUGGAGAUAAACCCGCACCGGACAUUGCUACAGGAUCUAUUAAGGUAUUAGCUAAAGCCUGCCAAGAAGAUUUAUCCGAAGCCUCCAGACAACUGCAAGGCAACGUUUAUGUUGAUGAUAUCGGUGGCUCAGCCCCAACUCCCGAAAAAACCCAAAACAUUAUUACGGAUAUCGACACCAUCCUAAACACGGGGAAUUUCCAGGUCAAAUCGUGGAAUUCUAAUCACAAGGAAGUUGACAAGUCAAAGGAAAAAUGCACUACCUUCCUCGGACAUAAGUGGAAUAAAGAAAUUGAUGUAUUCACAUUCAAGAAAGAGCUCGAUAUUAGACCAGAGAAAACAUUCACUAAACGAAGAUGUCUAUCCGUUGUAUCGCAACUUUGGGAUCCUCUCGGACUGGUCUUGCCUGUGAUGAUAAAGUUUAGAGUGGAUCUCCAAGAUCUAUGGGCAUCAGGCUUUUCAUGGGAUGAAGACCUACCAGAUGCCGUCCAAAGUAAAUGGAUCGACAAUUUCCAAGUAUUGAACGAAGUCCCUAAUAUACAAUUUAAUCGAAAGCUCAAGCCAGAUAAUGCAGUCGACAAGCCUGAAAUACACGGAUUCUGCGACGCAGGAGAAUUAGCGUAUGGAGCAGUAAUUUUCCUUAGAUGGAAAUGUGAAGACGGUAGUUACAGUUUUAUUCCCAUUAUGGUCAAGGCAUUCGUGGCUCCGCUUAGAAAAAAGUCUAUUCCAAGAUUAGAAUUACUUGGAUGUCUAGUUCUAACCCGUAUUUACGCAGCACGUGUUCAAGCGUUGAAAUUCGCUAAUGCAAAAGAUUGGAAUUAUGUACUCUGGACUGAUUCACAAACCGUCCUCUCUUGGAUCAAGACACCGGCAAGGAAAUUCAAACCGUUUUUAUCAGUAAGAGUGGCUGAAAUUCAAGAAAGUGUAAAUGUUGGAAAUUUCAGAUACGUUAAAUCGAAAGACAAUCCUGCAGACGCUCUUACGCCUGUAUUCUAA